Molecule: messenger RNA, 3701 nt
Organism: Folsomia candida
Lineage: Eukaryota; Metazoa; Arthropoda; Collembola; Entomobryomorpha; Isotomidae
Gene: Gpdh1
Product: glycerol-3-phosphate dehydrogenase [NAD(+)], cytoplasmic
Exons: 10
Coding region: 1291-2838 (515 amino acids)
Biological process (GO): glycerol-3-phosphate catabolic process; carbohydrate metabolic process
Cellular component (GO): cytosol; glycerol-3-phosphate dehydrogenase (FAD) complex
Molecular function (GO): glycerol-3-phosphate dehydrogenase [NAD(P)+] activity; NAD binding; protein homodimerization activity
Source: RefSeq, a predicted model, not a curated record
AUGGAAAUAAUUAACGAAUGGACAAUGCUAAGCAAAUAUUAUCGAUGCUCUACUGCGUAUCUAUUUAAGUUCGUAAAUACAUACGCAUUUCCAAUCCAAUCAAAUCCACCCCUUUAAUUAGCACGCCUUCGCUAAAACAAUUAUCAAGUAAUAACUAAUAACGUGUUACAUUUUCCAACAAAAUUAGGUACAAUGAUGUAAAAAUGGACAUUCUAACAGUUACGACAUUAUCGGCAUCAUAUCCACCGACAGGAAGAUAGUUCAAAGAAUUUUACACCAAAUUCUGCCUUAUCUUUGGUCGUGUGCUUAUCAAAAUUAAUUUUUUAUAUCAAAAACUAUUCAGAAAUUUAGACAAAUCUCAUCUCAUCUUUCUCUCAUUUCUCCAGAUUGUUACAAUAGUCAAACUUCAGGAAUUUUCGGAUAUAUAAAACACCCGGGUUUUCCAUCAAUUCGAUUCCUUAUCUUUAGCCGUGUGCUUAUCAAAAUUAGACACUUUUUUUCUAUCCAAACUAUCCAGAAAUUGAGACAAAUCUCAUCUCAUCCCACUUUCUCUCAUUUCUCCACAUUAUCCCACAAACUUCGGGCAUUUUCGGGCACACAAAAUACCCGGGUAUUCCAUCCUGCAUAAUACAUACAUCGUAGUAAUUCUUGUUCAUAUACCAAAUCCCCGGUUGGAUUCAUGCCCUGUUUUCAGCAAUAAGGAGAAAAUCGUUGUUGCGUUGUUUGAUUAGCUUUAUUUCCGUUUAAUACAAAAAUCUCGACUGUUUUAUUGUCUCUCUCGUCCAAAAGACAGAAAGUUACCCGUGCCAAGAAAGUAAACACCCGAUAUUCGGUUUAUACAGGAUUUAAUUCAGUGCAAUAAACUCCCCAAGAAAAAAAUCCUUGAUCCCGUAUCAAAAAAGUUUUCGUUACAUUCAUCGUUACAGAUAAAAGACAGAUAAAUAAAUCCAAAAUCAAAAUAAUAAUUUGCGAAUAAUUUAUGAAAAUCUAAAUUUAUCAGGAUUUUAAUAAUCCAAAAACUUUCGUUACAAAAAAGACAUAAAAUUCACUAAAAAACGAAAUCAAAACAAUAAUUGGGUUGCGUUACAUUUAUGCAAAUUAUAAUUAACUGAUCCAGGAAAUAAUUAAACCCUAAAUUGACCCAAUUCUCUCCUAAAUUCAAUUAAUUAAAGUCAUUCUAUUCCAUGCCAAUUAAAUAUCUCAAUUUUUGCACGAUUUUCGCCAUGAACUUGCCGAAUGAAGGUUAGGUUACACUCGGUUCUUAUAUUCUAAAUCUUUUUUCGCUAAUACAUGUUGACACGAAUUCGUACUCUCAUCUUUCCACUAUUAAAUCGGAGCCGUACUUUCAACGCGAUUCGUGGCAUUAAUUCGGUCCGUACCACUUCUAGUUGUAUCUCUUCCUAUAAUAAUACGAAGACAGCACUAUUUCUCACCAGCAGCAUUAAAAGUGGAGGAAAAGCAUGCAGUAAUCGUAAUCGGGCCAGUAGUAGCAGUGGUAGGAAUAACAAUAAUAAUACCUCUUUUAAUAUAAGAAGUAGUGGUUUCAUUAGGUUAACCAGUUGCAUUCCUGCCGUGUUAAAGUCGUUAUCAGGACAAAAACCAGUAUCAAUAUCAAGGCUGUUCCCAUCUCUGACUGGAUUUUCGUCCAGUAGCCCAGCAAACUUUGACCAGCUUGGAUUUCAGUCUUCUCGUCAGUACAAAUCGUCUCAAGGAAUUUCCAGGAAAAGUGGGCGGAUUUCAGAAAUGGCUGAAAAGAAACGAGUUUGCAUCAUCGGGUCGGGAAAUUGGGGUUCCGCCAUCUCGAAAGUUAUCGGCUUCAACACCAUCAAAUAUGCCGACGUGUUUGAACCCAUCGUGAAAAUGUACGUGUUCGAAGAGAUUCACGACAACCGGAAAUUGACGGAGUGGAUUAAUGUGCACCAUGAAAAUGCAAAAUAUCUCCCAGGACAUAAACUCCCGGAGAAUAUUGUCGCCGUCCCCGACGUAUUGGAAACUGCGAAGGACGCGGAUAUCUUGAUUUUCGUGUUACCACAUCAAUUCAUCAAGAAAACGUGUGCCCCGCUCGUCGGAAAGAUGAGGCCGGGUGCGUUUGGAUUGUCGCUUAUCAAGGGUUUCGACGUCGCCCCGGAAGGUGGAAUUGAGCUGAUCUCACACAUCAUCACGCGAUUCCUCGACAUCCCCUGCAAUGUUCUUAUGGGGGCUAAUUUAGCGCCGGAAAUUGCAGCUGAAAAAUUCUCCGAGACGACGAUCGGCGUUCUGGACGUCGAACAGGGGAAAAUCCUUCACAAACUUAUCCAAACGGACUACUUCCGCGUCGUUGUCGUAGAUGAUAAGGACACCGUCGAAAUGUGUGGCGCACUUAAAAACAUUGUAGCUUGCGCCGCCGGUUUUAUCGACGGUUUAGGAAUGGGUGACAACACAAAGGCUGCCGUGAUUCGGUUAGGAUUGAUGGAAAUGGUUCGAUUUGCUCAGGAAUUUUACGCUCAUUCCGCCCAACUCGCCACAUUUUUGGAGUCAUGUGGCGUCGCUGAUUUGAUCACGACUUGUUACGGAGGAAGGAAUAGGAAAGUUUCUGAAGCUUUCGUGAAAACGGGAAAGUCCAUGACAGAGUUGGAGGCUGAAAUGCUAAACGGUCAGCGAUUACAGGGACCCAUGACGGCACACGAGGUGAAUACGAUGCUCAAGAUAAAGGGACUUGAAGAAAAGUAUCCCCUCUUCACGGCCGUGCAUCGCAUCUGUGUCGGAGAAAUAGCUGCGCCCGCACUUAUCGAUUGUAUUCGCAAUCAUCCCGAGCAUUUAUCUGGCGAGUUCAUCGUCACUUUUCAGGACCCCAAGUGACCCAGCGAUGUACGACGACCCAUCUUUAAAUCGUCCCUUUAACUGGAACCACUCAAUUUGGGAAUCACUUCACCUUUCACCUUUCUGCAUAACCUUAAUUAAUCUUCCCACAAUUAAACCUGUAUUACUUACUUAAUUCCAAAAUAAGUAUUGAUUUCCUAACAAUUAAUCCGUCUUCUCCUGUAAUAAUAACCUAACCAACAAUCAAAGUUGUGAAAAGUGGCUUAUUAAUUGUUCACCUAUUUAAGUAAGUAAAAUGACAAAUUCAUGCACGGCUUAAUUGUAAAUAUGAGCACAAAUUUCUUAAGAAAAAUUAUUAUGUACCACGUGGCUGUGCCACGUGUCACUUUUACAUCUAUGCAAAUUUUUGUGGUUAAAAAAAUAUAUAAAAAAUAUGCAAAUUUAGUUAUUUUUGUAGCAGACUUUUUAGAAAAUACGUAGAUUUGUUUAGAGAUUUGUUUCCUGUUGCUGCCGCCUUAUAAAAAUUGUUACAAUAAUAACUAAGAAAAAUUGGUAGACUUAAAUUUCUGAAAAAUUUUUUGACUAUUUUCAAAGGUAAGGUUUGUACGUCACAAAAAAAGUGUAUUAAAUAUUUUAUGAGCUAGUAAUAUCGCUGAGAAGUAAAAAAUUAGUUAUGAAAAUGGUAAAAAAAUAGUUUCAAAAUGUACACACGCCUUAAUUUUGCCUUAUCCAUAAUUAAUCUACCUCUUGCUAAUUGACAUAUGUAAAUUUUUAAUUGAUUAAUUAAGAAACAUUCCUUAAAGUUAAAUACCUUUCCUCAACGAAAUUAUUACUUUUAAAUUUUUAAAUGUGACAGCAUUUUCAAAAUUCAUGCUAAAUAAAUACAUAACUUGUGUAUGAAA